CUCAUAAAAAUGUAAGAGCAAUCUGGACGCACGGUGGUCUUCUGAGUACGCAGGAAGCCAUUUGGAAAGGUGUACCAAUGAUCGUAAUGCCUUUCUUCAUGGAUCAAAAAUCUAAUGCAAGAAUAUUAGUAACUAAAGGCGUUGGAAUAUACUUGGAAAUUAAAACUUUGUCCACGCAGUCCAUAUUAGACGCAGUUGAAGAAGUACUUUACAAUGAAAGUUAUACGAAAAACAUGAAACGAUUAUCCAGCGAAUUCCGAGAUCGGCCAAUACCGCCAUUAGAUUUAGCUGUUUGGAGUAUUGAAUACACAGCCCGCCAUCCAAAUGGAACUUUAGCAACGCCGCUGAGGUCUCAGAGCUGGGUAGAACAAAAUCUGAUUGAUGUCUUCGCAUUUUUGUUCCUUAAUUUUUUUAUAAUAUUGUUAAGUAUAUUCUUUGUAAUGAAGCUAUUGAUUAGUUUUUAUUGUAAUUAUAUAUACACCGCAUCUAACUUACGCAAGAGUAAACAAGCGUAAGUCGUAUUAAAAAGUAUUAACUUUAAGUGCUGUAUAUGAUGUUAACGUAAAGAAGUGAAUAUAACGUAAAUAUCGAAAAUGAUGUAUCUAUUAAUUGCAUUGAUAUUGUAAUUAAUAAUAAAUUUUGUUAUACUAAAUUGUAAAAUAAAUGAAGCUUAUGGUAAAUAUUAAAAACAUUUAAUAAAAUAUUUUUGAUGUAUAAAAGCUCUUUUCUGACAGUAAAUAAUAAACAAGCGUAAGUCGUAGAAGUAUUAACAGACUUUGCGUGCAACUGUUGUGUCACAUGUAAUGACAUGUAAUGUUAAUGUAAAGAAGUAAAAUUAAUAUAAAUAUAAGAAAUGUAUUAAUUACAUAAAUAUUGCAAUUAACAAUUAAGCGACGCGGUAGCGUCGCGACACCAAGUAUUAUACAUAAAAAAAGAUCUAGCAGACGACUAACAGAAUGCAGCCAAGCUUAUUCGGAUUUUUUUGGGCCAAUCAAUUUUUCGAAUCAAAUAUCUCAAGAAAGAAAACUGCAAUCGAAAAUCUGACGACACAGUUUUCUAUUAUAUAACGUUGAUACGAGCUUUCGAUUUCGACCAGUCUGAUUAAGAUUGGUGCAGUCAAUACUGAGAUUUCGAAAUUUUACAUGUUAAAAAUGUGAAUUUUUCUCGAGAUCUCAGUAUUCUUAGCAAAAAGUUCAGAUUACAGUCACACGGACACGCGUUUAUACACUCACACAAAGCCAGUUUGUCCCUCAAAUUCAGUGCACUCAUUGUCAGUGCAACCACAUUUAUACGCUUACAUUCUUUGACGCUGAUUAGUUAUCUCGCUUGUGCGUUAUAUACAUAAUUUAAUUGUGUCGCGUACGCAUAUACCGUGCGCACCAAAAGUUCUGGAACGGCCAAUUAUAUCUUAGAAAGUGUUGAUUUAUUGGAAAAAUGUUUGAGAUGAAAGUUGGAGGGUUUAAAGGGGGCCAAUAGAUGAUCUUAUUAUUAUUAGAUUUUGGGUCCAGAGCCUGUGUUGGGCCCAAGUUAAAUUUUUUAAAUAAAUACUCCCAUUUUUUAUUGUAUUACCUUUUUCUAAUUAAUUUAAACAAAUACACGAAUAUAGAAAACGGGCUAAUUAAGAACCAAGCGCGAUAAAUGAUGCGCGAAAGUUUUUUUUAUUUUACAUAUUUUCUAACCUUGACUGCGCGCCGACUAAAUUUGUCAGACUUGAAACACAGCUCCGGUUGGAGUAGU
This is a messenger RNA of Temnothorax curvispinosus, 1737 nucleotides long. Its product is annotated as UDP-glucuronosyltransferase 1-9-like. The annotation marks the transcript as partial. The record is from RefSeq and is a predicted model, not a curated record. The transcript has 2 exons. Gene Ontology annotation, molecular function: UDP-glycosyltransferase activity. NCBI's taxonomy places the organism in Eukaryota, Metazoa, Arthropoda, Insecta, Hymenoptera, Formicidae.